UAGAGCUAAUAGCGAGCGACUUUUGCAGUUUGUGAAGACAUAAACAAGUAAAUAAUAAAGUAAUAAAUAGAAAUCAGAAAAGCCCUAAUCACUGUUUCAUAGGAAUGGGAGGGUGUUUUUCUGAUGUGAAAGGAGGGAAGCAAGCGGUGGGAGUGGGAGGGAAUGGAGCCCACAACGACGCCCUGGAUUUGUUUUACAAGUCUCAUCAAAUGUUCACACAACUUGAGUUAUCUCUUUCAGCAUCCAACUUACUUGAUCGAGACAUUACAUCAAAGAGUGAUCCCAUGGUUGUAGUGUAUGCAAAGAAAAGAGAUGGUAAAAUGGAAGAAAUAGGUCGCACUGAAGUCAUUCUGAAUUGUUUAAAUCCAGAGUGGAUUGAGAAAAUUAGUGUUGCUUUUCACUUUGAAAUUGUGCAACCACUUGAAUUUCAUGUGUAUGAUGUUGAUACAAAAUAUCAUAGCGUUCCCACCACGACACUAAAACUGGGAGAUCAAGACUUCCUUGGAAUGGCCAGUUGCACGUUAUCAGAGAUUGUGACUAAACCAAGUAGGAGCUUAUCAUUAAGGCUCAAAAACAAAAGUAGGCAUGAUGUUUUGAGAAACCUAGGGGAAAUUACUGUUCAUGCUGAAGAGACCGUUGCUUCAAGGAGUGCAGUUGAGAUGGUCUUACGUUGUACUCACUUGGAUAACAAGGACUUUUUCUCUAAAAGUGACCCUUUUCUAAGAAUAUCAAGAAUGGUUGAGACUGGAGGUUAUGUUCCUAUAUGCAAGACUGAAGUUAUCGACGACAAUUUAAAUCCAAAAUGGAAACCACUUUGUCUUAGUGUCCAGAAAUUUGGAAAUAAAGAUAAUCCAUUAUUGAUCGAGUGUUUUGAUUUCAAUAGCAGCGGCAAUCAUGUACUUAUUGGUAAAAUGCAGAAGUCAGUAGCAGACCUUGAAAAGCUGUACAAAGAGAGAACAGGCGCAAAUUUUGUCAUACCAUCCACACGCCACAGACAAGAGAAGGUUCUGAAGGGUCAACUGUUUGUGGAUCAAUAUUGCGUAAAAGAGCAAAUCAGUUUUAUUGACUACAUAUCUAGUGGUUUUGAGCUGAACUUCAUGGUUGCUAUAGAUCUCACGGCUUCAAAUGGAAAUCCUCACCAUUCAGAUUCGUUGCAUUACAUUGAUGCAUAUGGCCGGUUAAAUUCAUACCAAAAGGCUGUAAUGGAGGUUGGAGAAGUUAUUCAGUUUUAUGAUUCUGAUAGGCAGUUUCCUGCUUGGGGUUUUGGAGGGAAGCUACCUGGUGGUACUGUAUCCCACUGUUUUAAUCUAAAUGGGAAUCCUGGUGCCUCUGAGGUUGUAGGAGUUGAAGGCAUAAUGGAUGCUUAUGCCAGUGCUUUACGCAGCGUCACUCUCUCAGGACCCACUUUAUUUGGUCCAGUUAUCAACAUGGCUGCACAAAUGGCUGUCCAGUCCAUCACAUCACAUAACAACACCAAGUAUUAUGUAUUGCUUAUCAUAACGGAUGGGGUUGUUACGGAUCUUCAAGAAACAAUAAAUGCUGUGGUUAAAGCAUCUGAUCUUCCCCUGUCAAUUCUUAUAGUUGGAGUUGGAAAUGCUGAUUUCAAAAGCAUGGAGGUGCUGGAUGCUGAUAAUGGGCGUCGGUUAGAGAGUCCCACCGGUCGCGUGGCUACACGAGAUAUAGUGCAAUUUAUCCCUAUGAGAGAAGUACAGAGUGGGCAGAUAUCUGUUGUGCAAGCUCUUUUGGAAGAACUACCUGAUCAAUUUUUGUCUUUUAUGCGAAGCAGGGACGUCAAGCCACUACCUUGUUCCGAUUUCCCUCAAGCAUCAUCAUCCACUGUGAAAUAGAUUUUACCAACAAACAAGAUGUGCAUGUUUAUUUUCUUCUAUAGUUGGUGGUCCACACAACCCGUUCAAUUUCAAGGGAUUUCAUUUUUUAACUCGUGCACAUAGGGAAGGAGGAUGACUUGAUGAGUGAAAGAAUGUUAUUUGGUCCGUGGCAGGCCAAAAAAACUCUAUUAGCUAAACUAGUUUGCAUCUUUUUCAAUUUGCGUUUUUUUCUUGAAAUGAAAUGUAAAUAGAAACGUGAAUUGGAAGUAUAUAAGUGUAAAAGGGUACGCAUAAUGGUUUGCUUUGGUACCAAUAUUGCAGAGAAAAUAUUUUAUGUUCGUUUAAUUUUCUUCUUACA
Molecule: messenger RNA, 2187 nt
Organism: Glycine soja
Lineage: Eukaryota; Viridiplantae; Streptophyta; Magnoliopsida; Fabales; Fabaceae
Product: protein BONZAI 3-like
Exons: 16
Coding region: 105-1847 (580 amino acids)
Biological process (GO): cellular response to calcium ion
Cellular component (GO): plasma membrane
Molecular function (GO): calcium-dependent phospholipid binding
Source: RefSeq, a predicted model, not a curated record